GGAGGCGGCGGCGGCGGCGGCGGCGGCUCGGCCUCGUCCGGCUCGGGCGUGUCCGCGCGCAGGGACUCGCCGCUUAUGCUAAUAUUCACGAUGUCCGGCGGCGCGCUGACCACGACGAUCUCGGGCCGGCGCGCGGCCUCGUCCUGCUGCGUCUCAUUCGACACCUCCGUCACCAGCGUAUCGCGCGACGCGUCGAGCAGCGGGUGCGUCGAGUCGUCAUCAUCAGUAACGGGCUUCGGCGGCUCCGGCUGCUUCGCCACGGCCGCCAGGUGGUCCUCGUUUAGGAGCGGGUGCGGCCGUUCGUUGUCCUCGAUGAUGGGCGCGCUGUGCCAGUUCUCGGCCAACCUCCGAACCUUGGAGGGGCUCCGGGGCCGCGCCUGGCCGGGGCUCCCGGCGGGCGCCGGCUCGGCCAUCUGCUACUGCCACCCAGUGAAUCGAGGCUGUCAGGGGCGGCGCCUCACAGAAACGCGCCGCCGAGGGGCUGCCCGGCGGCUCGGUGGUGUUCACCCUGCUCGUCAGUGUUUGAAUAAAGGCUCAGGAGAGGCCAAUUUUUUCGCUAAGCUCUGUCGCAUUUUUGACGGCCGAGGUGCGUGGUCCAAGCGAGCCGCAAACUCGCGUCAGACGCCGCGAGGCGUCCCCGGAGCCCGCCUCAGAGCUCUGAUUUCGCACACAGGCCUGGGGGUUGCCGUCGUAGGAAAUUCAGGCGCAGCGACAUCACCGGUGUCACUGGUGGGGAAUCGGCCCAAAACACCAGGGGCAGCCAUGCUUUUCGCCAACGCGAGCCCCCCCUCGACGCCGAGCACGCCCGUCAAGGCCACGCUCUCGCCGGGCGUGGCCACUCCCGUCAUAGAUGCCACUGCUCUAACCCCCUGGCUGGGCCCCGAGCGCGCGCCACCGGCGCCGCUGCCCGAGAUCGUGGAGACGGACGAGCUGAGCGACCCCGCGUUUGGUGAGUGGCUGCGCGCCGCGCCGCCGCCGCCGCGCUGGGUCGCGUCUGAAAGAGCGUUUUUGAGUCGCGUUCGGCGCGAGUGCGCCGUGCAGUUAGCAAGGGCGCCGAACUAUCCCGAGGCGUACGGGGAUCGGCGACUCAUACGAUUCUUGCGGCAGCACAAGAGCGAGAAGAAGGGCGUCAAGGCCGUCAAAGAAUAUCUGCGGUGGCGCGAGGCCGAGAAAAUCGACCUCAUUCGAGAUGAGAUCAUGGCCGGCAAAGACAGACCAGAAACGUGGCCGUCCGGUGCGUUCUUCAAGGCGAGGUGUGCGGUCUUACCUUGUGCCGAACAAUUAUUUGACGUCAAGGGUAACGCUUUGUGUGUGGAGCAGUACGGCUUCUGGCCGGCGCAUCGCCUGAAGGAUAUUACCGCGGAAAAAUACAUCGGCUGGCAGACGUAUGCGUUGGAGCACAAGUCCAUGGUGCUGGAGAGGAUUGCUCUGGGGCGGGAGCGGGCUGUACUAAGAGCCGCGCAUGCGCAGUGGUUGGCCGAUCCAGGCAAGGCCACGCCGUUGCGCGAGGGCUGGGGCGAAGUCGCGCGAUUGUGCACGAUCUUCGACAUGAAGGGCUUGACGCUGUCCCACGCUCUGUUACCUGGAGGUUUCAACAUGGUGAGACAAUUGAUACCUCUCGUGCAGAAGAAUUAUCCGUGGUUGCAAGAUACCACUCAUUUUGUGAACGCCAGCGGCGCAACUAGCUACGCCUGGUCCAUGCUGCGACCACUCCUACCAAAGAACACGCAGCGUAAAGUCCACAUUCAUGGGGCCGGCGCCGCCCAGUCGCUUACCGAAGAAGUGAGACCAGACUUCCUGCCGGAGCAGUUGGGGGGACGGGCGGCUUGUAGGGAGUUGAGACCACCCGUUUCGCUGGAGGAGCACGACCGGGGGGUGGUGGGGUCACCGUUACGGUCGCCGCGGCAGUCGCCGAGAGCGGGCCCGCGGAGCAUCGAGGUGGAGGUGAAUGAAACGAGCGUGCCGACGGCGGUCGUCGUCCCGGGCGUGGAGUACGUGUGCCACGACCACAACCAUAAAGGGAAACGGACGCGCAAGGCUCUCAGGUUGCGCGACCGGUCCCUCGAGCUGCUGCCGACGGCGCGCUGGAGGUUAUCACGACAGAUGCUUCGAUUAAGAUCACCAAAACGGCUGUCGCUCGCGUCGCACCAGCCCUUGGCGGCGUACGUCGGCGCGGCGGACGCGGCGCUGCCGUCGAACGCGGCGGCGCACCACCGCGAGGCCAGUAUCCGAGCCCGGGACCUGCCCGCGUCCUUCGUGGUCCUCGCGACGCCGAAGCAGCAGGUCGUCACGCUGGAAUUGGCCGACGCGGCGCAGGCGCGCGCGCUCGUCGAGGCGAUCCACAUGCAAGCAGACCUUGCUGCUUAAUUCCUCCCCGCCUCGCGGUUAAAGAUGUGUAUACUUA
Messenger RNA from Pelagomonas calceolata, 2404 nucleotides. Lineage: Eukaryota; Pelagophyceae; Pelagomonadales; Pelagomonadaceae. The record is from the annotation of a GenBank genome assembly.